AUGAAAACGAUCCUCGUACUUCUAUUAAUUGGACUGAUUGAGGCUCAACUUGGCUUCAACAGUGUCUUUACUCCGAAUUCUCCAUGGCCAGCUAUCGACAAUGUGCCGAACAUCGCGAAACUUGACAACAAUUUCGUUGACACUGAGAAAAGUGAGGAAAGAGAGGAAAGGGGAUUGAUCGACAAUGACGAAGAUGAAGAAGCUGUUGAUGGUUAUGAAGAGGGAGUUGAAGAGGAGGAACCAUAUGACGAAAAUGCGCCUAAACAUCGCGGCGCAUCGGUGCAGUUUUUCCACGCCGAGCCAGUGCAUGGAUCAGUGGCUUUAUUGGCGAAUGAUACAAAAGUGAAAAAAGUGUUGAGACUCGUUCGACGAGAAGGAAAGCAAUUGACUCCAGCUAAAUUACCUAAAAAUCCAACCACAAAUCCUCCAGUUGUUCGACCGAGCCUUCCUGUAUCUCAACAACCACGGCCUCUCCAACCCCAAUAUUACCAGCCAAUUCAACAACCAGCUCAGCCCCAAUAUUACUAUCAACCACAACAACCAUAUUAUCAACCACAAUACCAAGCCUAUCAACCAUAUUAUCAGCAAACACAAGCUCUGGCCUACUCUCCGUAUGGUGUUCAACAAGCCGCUCAGCAAGCCGCUCAACCCACUUAUUCCUCCAAUCCGGGAUAUCAAUAUCCAUAUUAUUACCAAGGGAAA
This is a messenger RNA of Mesorhabditis belari, 702 nucleotides long. The record is from the annotation of a GenBank genome assembly. Lineage: Eukaryota; Metazoa; Nematoda; Chromadorea; Rhabditida; Rhabditidae.